This is a messenger RNA of Australozyma saopauloensis, 645 nucleotides long. RefSeq names its product Trs33p (gene TRS33). Gene Ontology annotation, biological process: regulation of GTPase activity; endoplasmic reticulum to Golgi vesicle-mediated transport. Lineage: Eukaryota; Fungi; Ascomycota; Pichiomycetes; Serinales; Metschnikowiaceae. Gene Ontology annotation, cellular component: trans-Golgi network; TRAPP complex; cis-Golgi network. Bases 1 to 645 code for a protein of 214 amino acids. The record is from RefSeq and is a predicted model, not a curated record. The transcript has a single exon.
AUGGCAGAAUUCGUAGAAGAAAGAAGUGUCAAUCGCACGUGUCUCUCGCUUUUGGUCCAAGAACUUGUCCCCACGGCGAUUCGUACAACCCAGAAUCGGUACUAUUCACAAGAACCCACAGAUGACGAAAUCCAGACCCGCAUCGAAACUCAGCUUUCCACGCCGCUAGAUCUACCCGGAACCACGGCGGUUUUCGGUUCAGAGUACCUUCUGAGUGACGACACAGCGUACCGUGUAGAGAGCUAUGGCUACAAUUUGGGAAUGAGAUUAGCUGAAUACUUGAUGUAUUCACGGGCAGCGGAGGUGAAGUUGGUCGUGAAGCUUGAUGUGAUGAAAUUCGUCUGCCGUGAUUUGUGGAAAAUGUUGUAUGGCAAACAGAUGGACUCUCUCCGAACGAAUCAUAGAGGCAUGUUUGUGCUCAUAGAUAACAACUUCCGGCCAAUAGCCAAUUUGAGCAGUCCCAACAGUCCUGCCGAGCUCAUGUCUGUUGCAAAGGUUUAUUUACAGCUUCCUUGUGGGGUGAUACGGGGAGUUCUCCGAAGCUUAGGUAUCGAAGCCAAUGUAUCUGCUGAGAUCAAGCUGUUUCCUGCCGUUGAAUUUAGUCUAGAAACACCGGAAGACAAGACAGGAGAUAAGACAGCUUGA